Molecule: messenger RNA, 327 nt
Organism: Urocitellus parryii (Arctic ground squirrel)
Lineage: Eukaryota; Metazoa; Chordata; Mammalia; Rodentia; Sciuridae
Gene: Prr9
Product: proline rich 9
Source: RefSeq, a predicted model, not a curated record
AUGUCCUUCAGUGACCAGCAGUGCAAGCAGCCGUGUGCACCCCCUCCGUGUCUGCAAAAGACCCAAGAGCAGUGCCAGGCCCAGGCUGAGGUGGUGUGCCUCCCCCCACGCCAGGACCCCUGCCAAGAGAAGGGCCCAGCACAAGCUCAGGAGGUGUGUCUUCCUCAGUGCCAGGAGUUAAGCCAAGAAAACUGCCCACCACCAGGCCAAGACCCAUGCCUGCCUCAGUGCGAGGAGCCGUGCCAGGAGCCUGCCCAGACCAAGUGUGUGGAGGUUGGCCCUCAGAAGGGGCAGGAGAAGUGCUCAUCCCCUGGCAAGGGAAAGUAG